AUGAAACAUCGGACUUUGACGCCUUAUUAUAACACCGUAAUUAAUACAACUCUAGAAUUCUGUAAGUACUUAAAUAGAACAGAUGAGAACGCUCUUACGAAGUGGAUGUUUGCGAGUAUCCUUAAAACAGCUGAGAAAAGAAUUGUACAUCCUUGUCCUUAUUUUGGUCCAAUCAGAGUUUUUAACAUUACAUUGGAAAAUGUAAUGUCUGCACAGUUUCUCAAAGGACAAUAUAAAAUGUCGUUUAAAAUAGUAUGGAUUCAUCAUCAUGAAAUUGCAGAUGGGGAAGCUCCACAUGAGGAGCUUCAAAUUAUGCUGACGCAUAAUUUUAAGUUACUCCGGCCGAUGUGA
This is a messenger RNA of Clunio marinus, 351 nucleotides long. The record is from the annotation of a GenBank genome assembly. Lineage: Eukaryota; Metazoa; Arthropoda; Insecta; Diptera; Chironomidae.